This is a messenger RNA of Talaromyces marneffei, 1950 nucleotides long. RefSeq lists its product as uncharacterized. NCBI's taxonomy places the organism in Eukaryota, Fungi, Ascomycota, Eurotiomycetes, Eurotiales, Trichocomaceae. The record is from RefSeq and is a predicted model, not a curated record. Gene Ontology annotation, molecular function: oxidoreductase activity. Bases 1 to 1950 code for a protein of 649 amino acids. The transcript is spliced from 4 exons.
AUGGCUCCAGAGCUUAUGAUGCACACCACAACAGACUUGGCGCCCAUAGACACUAAGAAGGAUGUGAACGGCGGCUUCGCAGUGACUAGUAUGGUUGUCCUGACUGACGCUGAGGUCCAAAAAGACUUGGACAGUGCGGCACUUCUAUUGAGUAAUGAAAUCUUCAAUUUGAUAGACAGCUACAGGCAGCCCCUUCCCGGCGACAUGCCUGAUCUCCGCUCGCAAGGCCGAGCCUUAUUCACACAGGUGAUCUACCGCCGGGUAGUAAAGGGGGAGAAGAUACCUAUGGUUUUACCAGCAUUUCCAUUCAAAUCUCCAAAUUCACGGGCUAAAGUGCUAGGCAUCCUGCCUGACAAGGCUGAAGAGGUUGCUCUUCAGUGUCUUGAUGGCUUGUGCAAGAAUAUUGAGCGCAUAUAUGCCCCGGGUGCUGAGCUUCAUAUCGUUUCUGACGGAAUUGUAUAUAGCGAUAUCCUUGGCGUUCCUUGCAAGGAUGUUUGGAAUUAUGGAAGUGGCCUACGGUCCUUCGCCGAGAAAAAGCUUGACAACAUUCACUUCGUCCGUAUAUCAACCUUGACGGGAAGUGAGGAGCCUCUUACUGGAGGAGAGUAUGAGGCACAGUCACCGAAGCUGCGAGAAAAACUGAUAGAGCUCUAUCUUCCAUCGGACUAUAACGUUCAGGACCAGAAAGCAAACGAUAAUAAUGUGCUUGCAACGUAUCGGGGAUACUGCAAGUUCUUGCUUCUCGAUCUUGCUAAUAACCCCGAAUUUGCCGGGCUAGGAAAGAAUGCUAUGAAAAAGAAAGCCUCGAUCCUGGCAGAGAAGAUGCUGAUCCGUGGCAAGGCCUUUGCUGCUGCAAUCCGAGAUAAUUUCACAGAGCACGUUCGCUUGUCUAUUCACCCAUCUAAUGGACAAGACAAAGUGUCCAUUUCGGUGAUUGGACAAACCACGGGAUUGGCAAUGAGCCCAUGGCAUGGCACGCUUCUAGUGUCUUCAGAUGGCUCUUUCAGCAUCAAGCAUCGCCAGGAGCUAGAGUCUGAUCCGAAAUAUGAGUUGGUUUACCAAAGUGGCAGACCUUCUUACUUCCGUGAGAAAUCAGAAAUUUAUCACUGGGGCAAUGAUGAAAUCGACUUUGAACCCGCGUACCCAUGCGGUUGGUAUAUCACAGCUCCUGCAUCUAGCGGUUUGACCUUUAACGACGUUGACAUGAAGAAACUACGUCAACUGGGCGAGCUGAACUCCCCAGUCGUGCUUCGUGGAUUCAAGGAGACGAACAAUAGGGAAUUGUUCGAGAAGAAAGCGGAGGAAAUGGGUACUGUCCAAUCAUGGAUUUUCGGAAAGGUACUUGAAGUGCAAGACGGAGGUAGCGAAACCGGAGGCCUCAAUAACGUAUUGAGCGCUGAGGCGAUGCCAAUGCAUUUUGAUGGUCUUUUCAAUACGAAAAUCCUCACCGACGAGGCUGGAAACGAGAAACGCGUCUCUGCCUAUCCCAGAUUCCAGAUGUUUUCCUCAUUGAUACCUGCGCCCAAGGGAACUGGAAAGACACUAUUCGCGUCUUCUCGUAGAUUGCUCCCGGUCCUGGAGAGAGACUACACUGUGGACCAACUCACGGCGGUCACGUGGGAAUGCCAGACUGAUGCAUUCAAUGCAACGGUUCUAAGGGGUAUGCCAUUGUGGGUCCCUCAUCCCGAGAAUCAAAAGCUUUGCGUACGAUACCAUGAGCCCUGGCCCAAGAGCCGUACCAAGUUCGACGCCACCGAGGUACGCAUGAACCAUGCACCGGAGGAUCUUGGAAAGAAAAUCGACUCUGCACUAUACGAUAGUCGUGUCUGCAAUUACUUACAAUUCGGUGAAAAUGAGAUUAUCGUCAGUGACAAUAUCUUGAUGAUGCAUACCCGUGAAGCUUAUCCUCCGGGAAGCCCCCGACGAUUCUGGAGAAUCCACGUCAACUAG